AUAAGCUACACGAAGCAUGGUCGUUUCUCCAUGAACACUGUAUGUUUACUCGUUUACCUCUGCAACGUUCUUGCGGCGCGUGGCUUAUUUUAGGCCUUUAUUCGAUCGUUAUUGAGUGUGUUGAGUAUUAAAUUUGUGUUCGGUACGGCUUCUAUACAGUGGCUUUCCUUAUUUUUCUUGACUUGUCCUGUCGUAUAUGCUGUGCCAGUUUUAUAAACAGAGAAACGAGGAUAUUAACCUCUCGCAGCAAAAAAUAUAUCGUAGAUGAUGCACAACCAGGAUGCAGCAAGAAUAUGUAUCAAGAAGAACAAAGAAUAAUAUCCUCAAUUCCUCGCAAAGAAACAUUACUAACAACAUCAAACUAUAUCGGUGAAAGUGAAUUCGAAAAACUAGUAAUACGUGACUUAAUCAAAAUAAAAUUUGAUGUUAAAGAAAUACGGGAUGUUUUAGUGCCAAUAGUACAAGAUAUUUUAAAUAAUCCUCAAGAAAACUUUCGCAAAAGGAACAUCAGGCACGCAAGACAGGAAGAAGAAUUGGAAAAUAUUCUGCCUACAUUUCCAUUCACAAUUAUGCAGGAUUGGUAUGAUCUAGAAACGUUGUUGUCUAAUAACACGGUCGCGUGUGAACAACUUGAAAAAAUGUUUUCCACUCGAGGUGGAAAAGAUGGCAACGAUAUGAUAAGACGAAUACUUGGAGCUGUGUUUAAUCCACAACUUUCAGCGAUGAUUUCCUGGCAAGGAAGAAAAAAAUAAUAUAAAACUGCAAGGAACUAUUGUUGCACGUACGAUAUUUGUUAUCGUGAAAAAGAAGUUUAAAAUGGAUGACCGACAGUAGAGCUUACUGUGAUAAAUUGGUUCCGCCGUUCAUCCGAAAGGAUUAAAAAAAAUCCAGAAAUUAAUAAUGCUGAUUAAAAGUUUCCCCUUCUGGACUAAUAUUUUAUGAGUCUGUUACAUGUCAACAGCCAUCCGGAUGGUCUGAUAUAUAUAAAAGUAGUACCGAAUUAAAAAAAAAACAAGUUUUAGUUUGACCGAAGAAAACUAGAUUUGAAAAUGAAAUUUGGAAAUUCCUUCCAAAUCUUGUUUUCUUCGGUCAAACUAAAACUUGUUAUUAAGUCUUUGGUAUUAAGAUGAAAAGUUUAAGACUCUGUCUUAUUCGCAAUAUUUGAUUGGGCUUAUUUUUUUUUUAGAAUAAGAUUUUUUUUUAGAUAAAAAUGUGAUUUAUUAAGUAUGUAUUAAGAUGAAAAGUUUAAGACUCUGUCUUAUUCGCAAUAUUUGAUUGGACUGUUUUACUUUUUUUUUAGAAUAAGAUUUUUUUUUUAGAUAAAAAUGUGAUUUAUUAAGUAUGUAUUAAGAUAAAAAGUUUAAGACUCUGUCUUAUUCACAAUAUUUGAUUGGACUGUUUUAAUUUUUUUUAAGAAUAAGAUUUUUUUUAGAUAAGAAUGUGAUUUAACUAAUGUGAACGUGAAAAAUAGCACGUCGAUAAUAAGUAAAAUGUUACUAUUGCUAAUUUAUUGCUUUGCAAUAAAAAAAUUAAGAUUUUUGAACAAGAACAAAUAAUAUGUUAAAUAUUGCAGUAUUAAGAGUGUAUCGGACGUACAGUGCAAAGUUAAUUAAAUUUCAAAAUGUAUUUAAAUAUUUACACUUUAAAUAAACUAUAUACAUAUAAAAGUUAAA
Messenger RNA from Solenopsis invicta (red fire ant), 1673 nucleotides. RefSeq lists its product as uncharacterized. The coding region runs from base 294 to 752 and encodes 152 amino acids. The transcript is spliced from 5 exons. The record is from RefSeq and is a predicted model, not a curated record. NCBI's taxonomy places the organism in Eukaryota, Metazoa, Arthropoda, Insecta, Hymenoptera, Formicidae.